GUCCUGCUUAAAUUAGACAUAAUAUCGGAUUACAUAUAGGUUUAAGUGCGACUUCAGAGCACACAGAGGACUGCAGAGAUGAGUUCAACCGUUACUAUAGAGCACACUGUGAGCAAAGUCACAAAUGGCCACCUUCAUGUGGAUGAAGCUGAACUGGACCGUUCAGUUGGUGAGCAGUUCCUCUCCGAGGCUUUCAAAGUGAUCCUGGAGGAAGCGGUUCAUAAGGCUACCGACGUGAAGGAAAAGGUGUGUGAGUGGAAGGACCCUGACCAACUGAGGGCUCUUUUGGACUUGGAGCUGAGAGACCAUGGGGAAUCUAAUGAAAAGUUGCUGCAGAGAGUACAUGAUGUCGCCAAAUACAGUGUGAAAACCAAUCACCCUCGCUUCUUCAAUCAGCUGUUCACUGGAGUGGACUACCAUGCCCUGACUGGACGCCUCCUCACAGAGACACUCAACACCAGUCAGUACACCUAUGAGGUGGCUCCGGUCUUUGUUCUGAUGGAGGAUGUGGUUCUCCGCAGUCUGCGCUCCCUAGUGGGCUGGUCCGAGGGGGAUGGCAUAUUCUGCCCAGGAGGCUCUAUUUCUAACAUGUAUGCCAUGAAUGUGGCUCGAUAUUGGGCGUUUCCGCAGGUGAAGACUCAAGGCCUGUGGUCUGUCCCACGUCUGGCUGUGUUCACAUCACAGGAGAGCCACUAUUCGAUUAAAAAGUCGGCUGCCUUCCUAGGUAUCGGGACGGAAAACGUUUACCACGUGAAAGUGGACGAAAGUGGCAGAAUGAUCCCAGAAGACCUUGAAGCUAAAAUUGUUCAUGCCAAAUCACAAGGUGCUUACCCGUUCUUUGUCAACGCUACAGCUGGCUCCACCGUACAAGGAGCCUUUGACCCUCUGGAGAGCAUCGCUGACAUAACUGAGAGGAACGGAAUGUGGAUGCACGUUGAUGCCGCUUGGGGAGGAAGUGUGCUGUUUUCCAAGAAACACAAACAUCUAAUAGCAGGAAUUGAAAGGGCCAACUCUCUAACCUGGAACCCACAUAAAAUGCUGACGACUGGCCUUCAGUGCUCCGUUAUUUUGCUGAGAGACACAACGAACCUGCUGAUGCACUGCUACUGCGCCAACGCCACCUACUUGUUUCAGCAAGACAAGUUCUACGACACACAUCUGGACACCGGGGAUAAGUCCAUCCAGUGUGGACGCAAGGUGGAUUGUCUGAAACUGUGGCUCAUGUGGAAAGCUAUCGGCUCGCAGGGCCUCGCUGACCGGGUCGACAAGGCUUUCGCCAAUACAAGGUAUCUUGUUGAGGAGAUGAAGAAAAGAACAGGGUUUCAGCUGGUCUCUGAGCCGCAGUUUGUGAACGUGUGCUUCUGGUUUGUGCCACCCAGCCUGAGAGGGAAGGAGAAUGACACAGAUUACCAGGACAAAUUAGCAAAGGUGGCACCGCUCAUCAAGGAACGCAUGGUGAAACAUGGCUCUAUGAUGGUGGGUUAUCAGCCUCUGGAUGGUCGAGUCAAUUUUUUCCGCAUGGUCAUCCUUUCUACCCAGCUGCAGCACAGCGACUUGGACUUCUUCCUCGACGAGAUUGAGAGGCUGGGGAAAGAUCUGUAAAUGAGCUCUGGGUGCUGUUCAUCAUUCGUUCUUUAGUCAUUGUCCAUCAUUGUUCUUUCCAGAGGCAUUCUUUAAGGUUGCUCUCUAUCGCCUUUUGAUUUUCUUAGACAAGCAGUGAGUUUCAUAAAUCAGUUUGUAAUUUAGCUGGAACAGCACUGGCGCUUUGCUGAUAAGAUUGGGGACCACUGACUUAGAACUGCUAAAUGAAGUUUCUUAGAAACAUUGCUGGGGCUUCUAUUAUUCAUCACUUCCUGUUCAACCUUCUUUCAUUCUUCUUUUCUGGCUGUAGACUUCGUUUAUCUUCCAGACUUCUUCCAACUUUUGACUCGAAGCAGACCUCUUCCUGUGCAGGAUUAGAUUAGACUGCUUUUGUGUUUGUUCUUUCGUUCUUUCUUUCUUUCCUUCUUUCUAGAUUCCAGGUUCCUCACAGUCCUUCAGUCAUGUGGCUACUUUUUCAAUAUUUAAGCAUCAUUUUAUAAAUAAUUUCUACAUUUUUACAGCCACUCCUUUUUGCAUCUUAAUUUACAUCAAACACCUAUCCCUGCAGUUUUACUGCAACCCUUUUCAUUCUUGUCAACAUGAUAAAAAUUGAGUGUAGCAAUAGGUCAAUUUUAUUACUUUUAUUUUUUAAUGAAGAAAAAGGAGAGCUUUUCUAGCUUUUCUUAUAGUCAGUAGCCUACUGACAAUAAUGUUGUAAUAUCAAGAACUUAUGUGUGCUAGAUCAGCUAAAUGGACGGUUUAUUAGGUACCGCUGUCAUACUGGUGCACUUUAUAGAUAUAAUAUCACUGAUGGACAGAGAAGAGGGGGCUGAAAAUGGUUCAUAGCAACAGAUGGGCUACAGAUAGGAAUUGUUCAUCUAUAGGGUAGUUGUACCUGAUGAAUGUUGGUAAAACUGGCUAUAAUAAACUGACAACUGAAUGUAUAUUAAUGCAACGAAUCAAUUUAUGUGGCUGCAACAGAAAUUGCUGGGUUAGAAUAAAUUGGUCCCUGGUGUCUAGUAGCUAUGUAAGUCAGAAUGUAAACCCAUUGUAAUGAAUUAGUUCUAGUUGUUUUUUUGUAAGCAUCAACUUUUGAUACAUAAGUGUGUUUGAAUACAUCUGAAUUUUCUUCUUCUUUUACUUACAGGAAAAAAAUCCACCCUGAACAACUCACUAUCAAUAUUUAUAACAUAUGAUCUUUAACAUAUGUACAAUAUUUUUAACAUAUGAUCUUCCUUUGUCCAAAAGAUUUAUUUUAUGAUAAAUUCUGAGAUGACUUUUUUGGAUUAACUUCAGUUUGGUCUGUUUUCCCUAUAGCUAAAGGUUUCCCGUGUUACCCAUAAUGAAUUCCAGUGAAUUCACCUCUACCGAAAAAGGGCGAUGCAGCAGCGCUUUAGUGCUUUAUUCUGGCCAGCUCUCUCACCUCCUCACCUGUACACUCUGCUCAAACAGACCUUUCAUGCUAAUACCACCAUCAACUCCAUCGUACUCGUCAUCAUAGAUUUUUAAAUUGCAGAGCCGAGUUUCUGCCGUAACUCCAGGUGCAAACACGUCUUAUUAGCUUGCAUCUAUUGCAUUCUGGAGUCCAACAUUUGCUGUUCCAACUAAUUCUACACGAGACUUCUCAUUAAUGACAUUGAACAUUGCUAAAAGUGGUGAGUGAGAAAAGAAGCUCUUCGUCCAUUAUGUCUGAGAUAAUUUUUUUUUCCCUAUUAAAUGCCAUUGUAACUGUGUUAGCGAUGUUCCCCUGUGACAAUAGUGCAGCACACAAUCACAACUUCUCACAGGAAUAACCGACAAAAUACCACCAGACUCACUUAGAACAUCAGAAGAUUUUUUUUCAUAUAAACAUAUAUGAGGUGUUUCAGGGUGGAAUUUUCCUUAGACUGUCUUAGACUGUCUGUCAGACUUUAACGUCCUAUUGUGUAGACUUGUCUUAAUGAGAAACACAAGAGGGCACAUGCUACUGUUUGUAGUCAACUUAAUUUAUCAAUGAAUGACAUUUUUUUUUCAUGGACAAAGUACAAGUGUCAACAUGUCAGAUUGACAAUAAAAUGGUUUGUGAACUAGA
This is a messenger RNA of Pangasianodon hypophthalmus (striped catfish), 3652 nucleotides long. It is a transcript of the gene csad, whose product is annotated as cysteine sulfinic acid decarboxylase. The transcript is spliced from 14 exons. Lineage: Eukaryota; Metazoa; Chordata; Actinopteri; Siluriformes; Pangasiidae. Gene Ontology annotation, cellular component: cytoplasm. Bases 79 to 1602 code for a protein of 507 amino acids. Gene Ontology annotation, molecular function: sulfinoalanine decarboxylase activity; pyridoxal phosphate binding. Gene Ontology annotation, biological process: carboxylic acid metabolic process. The record is from RefSeq and is a predicted model, not a curated record.